Messenger RNA from Oncorhynchus keta (chum salmon), 8440 nucleotides. RefSeq names its product extended synaptotagmin-1-like. The coding region runs from base 177 to 6842 and encodes 2221 amino acids. The record is from RefSeq and is a predicted model, not a curated record. The transcript has 62 exons. Gene Ontology annotation, biological process: lipid transport. Lineage: Eukaryota; Metazoa; Chordata; Actinopteri; Salmoniformes; Salmonidae. Gene Ontology annotation, molecular function: lipid binding.
CAUUUCUCUUCACGGGCUGGGCGUGUUUCGGUUCUGCUAACGGUAUUGGCUAGAUUCUAGAACAGUUGUACAUACAGAGUUGUACAAUAGAUAGUCUCUGUUGGAAAGGAAGUAAUGAAGAACUUGCACUAGCUAGACUACUUUUCUGUGAGAAUCUUGAUAUAAAAAAAAUCACGAUGCAAAAUCCGGACUCGGGACAUGGAGAAUCCACCAAGAAUGCAUCUGGGUCGGUCCAUUCCGAUAAUAAGGCACCGAAUAGCGGAGAAAUUAAGCCACCGGGUUUUGACGCUGUAUCGGUUCUUUGGACAUUUGGCAAGUGCCUAGGUGCCUUGCUGCCCGUGUACCUUGCAGGAUACUACCGGGUUAGCGCCAGUUUUUUGGUUUUCGGGUUUAUGGUCUACACGGGAUGGAGGCACUCGCGCGAGGCAAAAGAAGCUCGUCUGCGGUCCGCCAUUCACCACUAUGACAACGAGAAACAAUAUACAUCCAUGAACAUUUUCAGAAGUAAAAAGGAUCUCCCUGCUUGGGUCAACUUCCCAGAUGUGGAGAAGGUGGAGUGGCUCAACAAGAUUCUGCAGCAGGUGUGGCCGUUUGUGGGUCAGUAUCUGGAAAAGUUGCUGGUGGAGACCAUCGCUCCCUCCAUCCGUUCCUCCAGCACUCACCUCCAGACCCUCACCUUCACCAAGGUGGACUUUGGGGACAAGGCCAUGAAGGUUGUGGGUGUGAAAGCACACACAGAGAAUGAGAGGGGACAAGUUCUGCUGGACGUGUACAUCAGCUAUGUUGGAAACGUUGAGAUUAAUGUGGAGGUGAAGAGGUAUUUCUGCAAAGCAGGAGUCAAGGGAAUACAGCUGCAUGGGAUGAUGAGGGUGAUUCUAGAGCCUCUGAUUGGAGAUGUCCCCAUCGUGGGCGCGGUCACCAUGUUCUUCAUCCGCAGGCCGAAACUGGACAUCAACUGGACUGGAUUGACCAACUUACUGGACAUCCCUGGCCUGAACAUCAUGUCUGACACUAUGAUAAUGGACGCCAUCGCCUCCUUCCUGGUUCUGCCCAACCGCCUGACUGUUCCCCUGGUAGCAGACCUGCACGUUGCCCAGCUACGCUCUCCUCUGCCCAGGGGUGUGGUACGUAUCCACCUCUUGGAGGCUGAUGACCUGCCAGCUAAGGACAACUACAUGAAGGGGGUGAUAGCGGGGUUAUCUGACCCGUAUGCUCUGUGUAGGGUGGGGCCUCAGACUUUCACCUCCCACGUUGUGGACAACACUGUCUGUCCCAAGUGGGGAGAGAUGUAUGAGGUCAUAGUCCAUGAAGUACCAGGUCAGGAGCUGGAGGUGGAGGUUUAUGACAAAGACCCAGACAAUGAUGACUUUCUGGGGAGAACCAAGAUAGAUUUGGGUAUCGUGAAGAAGUCCAAAGUUGUUGAUGAAUGGUUCACCCUGAAAGAAACCAAGUCAGGACGUGUCCAUUUCAGACUGGAGUGGUUGGUCUUGUUGCCCAAUACGGAGCGACUGGAACAGGUUCUUCAGAGGAACGAGAGCAUGACGGUGUCCAGUAAGACCUCUGACCCCCCCUCUGCAGCUAUCUUGGCAGUGUAUCUGGACAAAGCUGAAGCCCUUCCUAUGAAGAAGGGCAAUAAAGAACCUAGUCCCAUGGUGCAGUUGUCUGUACAGGACAUCACUCGAGAGAGCAGGACCUGUUGGACGACCAUCAACCCAAAAUGGGAGGAUGCCUUCACCUUCUUUAUCCCAGAUCCACACAAGCAGUCAAUAGACAUUCAGGUGAAGGACAAUGACCGGAUACAGACUCUAGGUAGUCUGUCCAUCCCUCUGUCCCGCCUGCUGUCGGGCCCCAACCUGUCUCUGGACCAGUGGUUCCAGCUAGACAAAUCUGGCCCUGCCAGCCGCAUCUACAUCAACACUGUACUCAGGGUGUUAUGGUUAGAUGAGGAAAACAUCCCCACUUGCUCUACAGAAGCAGCCAAACUAGCAGCAGGUCUCUCAAAGAUACGCCCCCAACAGACCUCCCCAGACCCCAGCUUUGCCACAGAGGGGGUGCUGAGAAUCCACCUUCUGGAGGGCCAAAAUCUGGUCCCCAAGGACAACAUGAUGGGGGGCAUGGUGAAGGGCAAGAGUGACCCCUAUGUCAAGAUCAACAUUGGGGGUGAGACCUUUGAAAGUCGAGUCAUCAAUAGGAACCUCAACCCCACCUGGAACGAGAUGUAUGAGGUGGUUCUGACCACACUGCCUGGCCAGGAGCUGCAUGUAGAGCUGUUUGAUAAGGACAUGGACAUGAAGGAUGACUUCAUGGGAAGGUUGAAGAUCAGUCUGAAGGAUAUCAUCACCUCUCAAUACACUGACCAGUGGUACACUCUGAAUGAUGUGAAGUCAGGUCGCCUUCACCUGGUACUGGAGUGGGUACCAUCAGUAUCACAACCAGACAGACUGGAUCAGGUGUUCCAGUUUCAGUCCAGGCAGUCUUACCACAACAAAGCCUUUCCAUCCAUGGCUCUACUGUUUGUGUUUGUGGAGAGGGCUGACGGCCUACCCCUGAAGAAAAGUGGGAAGGAGCCAAAAGUGGGAGCUGAACUUGUUGUGGGGGGGACCUCCCAUAAAACGACGGUGUGUGAUCGCACCAUCUCACCCCAGUGGGACGAGGCUUUUUACUUCCUGGUUCAUGACCCCAGAGAGGAGAUCCUCAUAGUGAAGUUGUCUCACAGUUGGACCUUGCCUAUUGGUUCUCUGGUGGUACCAGUCAGAGAGCUGCUGUCAGAACCAGAUCUGGUCCUGGAUCAGUGGCUGAAUCUGGAUGGAGCCUCACCUGAUAGUCAGAUUCUACUGAGGGCUGAACUGAAGGUGCUGUGUCCUAAGAAGUGUGAGAUUGAUGUGGAGAGGGCAGAUCAACCCAGAGCUCGAGCCGCAUCUACUGUUGAACAGAUACUGGAGAGAGACACAGUGCAGCAGAGGUGUAUUUCAGUGGACACUCCCAGUGCUCCAUCCCCCAGCCCUUCCUCUAUCCCAGCACCUGUACCAGAGCCAGAGGAGGCUAAGAGGGUAACAGUUACUGAGAUGGUACCUGAGGAGGUCACUGAGGAACCCUGUCUUCCUGGAACACUCCCAACACACACCAACCCUGAGCCCAGCUUUGGCUCUGAGGGGGUGCUGAGGAUCCACCUACUGGAGGCCCAGAAUCUAAUCGCCAAGGACAAUCUGAUGGGGGGCCUGAAGAAGGGCAAGAGUGACCCGUACGUCAAGAUCAACAUCGGAGGGGUCAAGUUUAAGAGUCAUCUGAUCAAGGAGAACCUCAACCCCACCUGGAACGAGAUGUAUGAGACGGUGAUGACCCCACAGUCAGAUCAGGAGGUCCAGGUAGAGCUGUAUGAUAAAGAUAUGGACAAGGAUGACUUCCUGGGCAGGUGUAACAUCAGUAUGAGAGACAUCAUACACUCCCAGUAUACAGACCAGUGGUACACUCUGAAUGAUGUGAAGUCAGGUCGUGUUCACCUGGUACUGGAGUGGGUACCAACAGUAUCACAACCAGACAGACUGGAUCAGGUGCUGCAGCUGCAGUCUCUCCAGUCCUACCAGAACAAGGCUGUUCCCUCUGCUGCUCUGCUCUUCGUCUACAUGGACAGAGCCCACUCACUGCCUUUGAAGAAAAGUGGGAAGGAGCCAAAUGCUGGAGCUGAGCUUGUUCUGGGAGAGACAACCUACAGAACCAAGGUGUGUGAUCGUACCAAUUCCCCCCAAUGGGAAGAGGCUUUCUACUUCCUGGUUCGUGACCCCAGAGAGGAGAUUCUCAUAGUGAAGCUCUCCAGUGCUUGGGAUCAGGCGAUGGGUUCUCUGGUGGUACCAGUCAGAGAGUUGCUGUCAGAACCAGAUCUGGUCCUGGAUCAGUGGCUGAGUCUGGAUGGAGCCUCACCUGAUAGUCAGAUUCUACUGAGGGCUGAACUGAAGGUGCUGUGUCCCAAGAAGUGUGAGAUUGAUGUGGAGAGGGCAGAUCAACCCAGAGCUCGAGCCGCAUCUACUGCUGAACAGAUACUGGAGAGAGACACAGUGCAGCAGAGGUGUAUUUCAGUGGACACUCCCAGUGCUCCAUCCCCCAGCCCUUCCUCUAUCCCAGCACCUGUACCAGAGCCAGAGGAGGCUAAGAGGGUAACAGUUACUGAGAUGGUACCUGAGGAGGUCACUGAGGAACCCUGUCUUCCUGGAACACUCCCAACACACACCAACCCUGAGCCCAGCUUUGGCUCUGAGGGGGUGCUGAGGAUCCACCUACUGGAGGCCCAGAAUCUAAUCGCCAAGGACAAUGUGAUGGGGGGCCUGAAGAAGGGCAAGAGUGACCCGUACGUCAAGAUCAACAUCGGAGGGGUCAAGUUUAAGAGUCAUGUGAUCAAGGAGAACCUCAACCCCACCUGGAACGAGAUGUAUGAGACGGUGAUGACCCCACAGUCAGAUCAGGAGGUCCAGGUAGAGCUGUAUGAUAAAGAUAUGGACAAGGAUGACUUCCUGGGCAGGUGUAACAUCAGUAUGAGAGACAUCAUACACUCCCAGUAUACAGACCAGUGGUACACUCUGAAUGAUGUGAAGUCAGGUCGUGUUCACCUGGUACUGGAGUGGGUACCAACAGUAUCACAACCAGACAGACUGGAUCAGGUGCUGCAGCUGCAGUCUCUCCAGUCCUACCAGAACAAGGCUGUUCCCUCUGCUGCUCUGCUCUUCGUCUACAUGGACAGAGCCCACUCACUGCCUUUGAAGAAAAGUGGGAAGGAGCCAAAUGCUGGAGCUGAGCUUGUUCUGGGAGAGACAACCUACAGAACCAAGGUGUGUGAUCGUACCAAUUCCCCCCAAUGGGAAGAGGCUUUCUACUUCCUGGUUCGUGACCCCAGAGAGGAGAUUCUCAUAGUGAAGCUCUCCAGUGCUUGGGAUCAGGCGAUGGGUUCUCUGGUGGUACCAGUCAGAGAGCUGCUGUCAGAACCAGAUCUGGUCCUGGAUCAGUGGCUGAGUCUGGAUGGAGCCUCACCUGACAGUCAGAUUCUACUGAGGGCUGAACUGAAGAUCCUGAACUCGAAGAUGACUGAGGGUGUUGGGGUACCACAAGGCUCUGUCUCAGGUCCAGAAACUAUUACUAGUUGGAGUUACAGUGAGGAGGAAGAACCAAUCACUAUUGAGCAGCCAGUUACUGCGACCAUUGAGGAGGACCAAGACAGUGAGGUGCCCUCUGAGGAAUCUGUUGCAGUCUCUAGCCAACCCUCUAUCUCUGAACCUGAGGAAGCAGAGGUUGUCUUUGAGGUCCCUAAAGAAGACCCCAGCCCUCCUGAGACACUCUACACCCCUGACCCCAGCUUUGAAACUGAGCAGAAAGAGAAGCCAGAAGAACCUAUCACCGUCACCCAACUGUCAGUCACAGCAGACACUGAGGAGCUCCAUCCCUGGCAGGGACCAACGGCAGGAUCUGUUACAGAGGACAUUUACAGAGCUACAGUGUCUAGCCUUCCUUCUGUGUCUGUACCUGAGGAAGCUGAGGUCAUGCCUGAUGUCAUCCCUGAAACACGCCCUCCUCACACUACCCCUCACCCAAGUUUUGGCACUGAGGGGGUGCUGAGAAUCCAUGUACUGGAGGCCCAGGAUCUGGUUGCCAUGGAUAAGCUGAUGGGGGGCCUGAAGAAGGGCAAGAGUGACCCCUAUGUCAAGAUCAACAUCGGAGUGGUCAAGUUUAAGAGUCAUGUGAUCAAGGAGAACCUCAACCCCACCUGGAACGAGAUGUUUGAGACGGUGCUGAACCCCCAGGCUGGUCAGGAGGUCCAGGUAGAGCUGUAUGAUAAAGACAUGGAUGCGGAUGACUUCCUGGGAAGGUUUAUGAUGAGGCUGAGUGAUGUCAUCAGUUCCCAGUACACAGACCAGUGGUACACUCUGAAUGAUGUGAAGUCAGGUCGUCUUCACCUGGUACUGGAGUGGGUACCAACAGUAUCACAACCAGACACACUGAAUAAGGUGCUGCAGCUGCAGUCUCUCCAGUCCUACCAGAACAAGGCUGUUCCCUCUGCUGCUCUGCUCUUCGUCUACAUGGACAGAGCCCACUCACUGCCUUUGAAGAAGAGUGGGAAGGAGCCAAAGGCUGGAGCUGAGCUUGUUCUGGGAGAGACAACGUAUAGAACCAAGGUAUGUGAUCGUACCAACUCCCCCCAAUGGGAAGAGGCUUUCUACUUCCUGGUUCGAGACCCCAGAGAGGAGAUUCUCAUAGUGAAGCUCUCCAGUGCUUGGGAUCAGGCGAUGGGUUCUCUGGUGGUACCAGUCAGAGAGCUGCUGUCACAACCAGAUCUGGUCCUGGAUCAGUGGCUGAGUCUGGAUGGAGCCUCACCUGACAGUCAGAUUCUACUGAGGGCUGAACUCAAGAUUCUGGAAUCUAAAAUGGUGGACCUGAUAGGUCAUGGAAUUAUUCCGUGUGCUGCAGGAAACUGUGGGCAGGUGAAGCUGUCUCUCUCCUAUGUCCUAAAGAAGAAGAAACUGACCAUCACAGUCCACGCCUGCAGGGAUCUGGAGUCGCCCAGUAAAGAAGGUCUAGACACCUACGUCUCCCUCAUGCUGCUGCCUGACAAAAACAAGGCCACCAAGAGGAAGACAAGCAUCAAGAAGAGAGACCUCAACCCAGAAUAUAAUGAAAGGUUUGAGUUUGAGCUGUCUGUGGAGGAGGCCAGGCGCAGGCAUCUGAGUGUGUCAGUGAAGAACAGCAAAGCCUCCUUCAGGAGCAGCAAUCUCAUUGGACAGGUGCAGAUAGAGCUGGCUCAGAUUGACCUGGCCUCAGGGGUUACAGAAUGGUUUGACUUGAAACAGGAAGCUGAAUAGUGGAUCUGUCAUACCACAGGGUUAAAGUUCACCUGUACAGCCUAACUCACGCCGAUGCCUUCCCCCACCUACCACUGCUGCAGCCUUCCCGGUCCUAUCACCUGUUAAUGUCUAUCUCUAAAUAUCCACAUAUCAAUAUUAUCACUAAAGACAGGGCUCAAUAGGUCAGAACCUGGAUUGAACCAGGAGAAAGUGUGUAUUAUAUAGUUUCAUCUGAAGUUUAUACCUAGUAUUAAUAGUUAAGGUCAAAAUGUGUACAUACUUAAAAGGUUGAAGGUUAUACCUGCAUACUUUAAGAACUGAUGAGGGUUAUAUCCGUUUAUUAAGGUUACAUUAAUAACUCUUUAGGGAUAUUUGAAGAUCAUAUGAAGGUUAUGUACGUUAAAGGUUAAUGUACUAAUGAACGAUAGCUACAUGCAUUUAUCUUGCUAAAGUAAUAUCAGUAAGGAAGGAGUUAAUAUUAUCAAGGUAAAGAGACUCUUGCCUGAUCCAGGAAGUGAAUAGGGACCAGCAUGCGUUGUCAGUAUACGGUAUCAGAUUGGUAUUAUCAAAUAACUUGUAAGCAAAGUAACAAUCAUUUUGAAAGAUAUCAGCGAAUUCCAUUAUAUUAUGGAAUGAUGUUUGCUGUGGAAAAUGGUUAAGCAUGUUAAUACUAAUAGAAGGAUAAUUAGGAAGUAAAAUGUUAAGUAUAGUAUGAGUCCUUGCGGAUUGAGAGAGAGAAAUCAGGUCCGGGACGAGGUCCGGUGAACAGUACACUUUAACCCAAAUAUUUUACUCAGUGUCUAGUUAGGAACCUCCCUUAUUAAAAGAGCAUUGAUUUUACUUUGCCUUAUAUUAUCACAGAGACUUCUAUAGUAUAUACUGUACCAAUGGGGCGUCAGGGUAGCCUAGUGGUUAGAGCGUUGGACUAGUAACCGAAAGAUUGCAAGUUCAAAUUCCCGAGCUGACUAGGUACAAAUCUGUCAUUCUGCCCCUGAACAGGCAGUUUAAGGAACCCACUGUUCCUAGGCAGUCAUUGAAAAUAAGAAUUUGUUCUAAACUGACUUGCCUAGUUAAAGGUUUAAAUAUAUAUAUAUGUAAACAGUACUGCCAUCCUUGUGAAAUUCAGCCAAUUAUCAAGGCACUCUGAUAUUACAGUUAUUCAUUUCUAACUAAUACAAAAAAAAGUAUAUCUGUUGCCAUUUGUAUUUUACUAAUUCAUUGUCAUACAUGCAUUCCAUUCUGCUACAUCAUAUAUUUUUACUUGCCCUUGUGUUGCUAUGCUGCUUUGUGUUUUACAUUUGUUUUGAUGUGUAUCUUUGUUUUUUUAACACAUUACAAUUGUGCAUAUAUUCAUCCUUUCUAGCAGGGUUGUGCUCAUUUCAGAAUGAAAGAAAUGCCUCAAAUUCCAAUCAAAUUUGGGAAUUUUAAUUGAAGUAGUAAAUGGGAUAUAUUCUUUGGUAUCCUGAAGUGUGACUUUCAGAUUCAAUUAAAUUUCAACGUAUGUUUUAUGACUGAAUAGAAUGUAUUUCAAUUGCACUGAAUUCAAUUCAAAUCUGAAAAAGAUGAUCCUAAAAUCAGUGUGCAUCAUGGCAGUCAAAUAAAGUUUUUGCACCCCA